ACACAUCAGCCCUUAAAGCACACCUGUGAAGCUAAUUUUGACUUUGUGGCUGUGUUAUCUAGUGGAAACCCGUGAACUUAUCCCCCUCCCGAAGAAUAUGACGUCAAAAUACUGCGACUCAUUUGAAUCGCAGGUUUUAAGGAUUUUUGCAAGGCUUUAUUGUUUGGGUAAGGUAUUGUGUUUACAUUACAUAUUUUGGGAAUUAGAUUAGCUUCAUAAGCCUAUAUUGAGACUUCUGACUUGCCACACCAGACUACUUUUCUACGGUUAAACCACCACAACAAACAAGGAUACUGAAUUGUGCCAUCUUCACACCUAGCUAGCACUACUAGCAGGCAACCAAAACAUCCAGAGAUGGACAGUGAAGUUCAAAGAGAUGGCAGGGUUCUUGACCUUACAGAUGAUGCUUGGCGGGAAGACCGUCUACCUUAUGAAGAUGUCACUAUCCCAUUGAGCGAACUGCCUGAAGCUGAGCAAGAUAAUGGAGGAUCAACAGAGUCUGUGAAAGAACAAGAAAUGAAGUGGUCAGAUUUGGCUCUACAGAGUCUGCACGAGAAUACACCUAACACUGGGACUUAGCUACUCCGUAAAUGGAUACGGUGCCCAAUCCAAUGUACCUGUGGUUGAACUCAUCUGUCAUUUCCUCUUACAAUGGUCAAAAGAAAAUCAUUGUGGUAUUCUCAUUCAUGUAGAAGGACCCCCCUCUCUCAAACCCACAAUUUGUCUCGCAGUUCAAUAUCUGAACCUGGAUUGAAGCAUCCUUGGACUAUUUGUAGAUUUUCUUAUUGGCCCGACAAAGUCUGAAAACUGAGUAUAUUCAAUGAAGCAAAAAUAAACAACAUUUCAUCUCA
This is a messenger RNA of Oncorhynchus masou masou (cherry salmon), 851 nucleotides long. It is a transcript of the gene anapc13, whose product is annotated as anaphase promoting complex subunit 13. Gene Ontology annotation, biological process: protein K11-linked ubiquitination. The coding region runs from base 355 to 579 and encodes 74 amino acids. Lineage: Eukaryota; Metazoa; Chordata; Actinopteri; Salmoniformes; Salmonidae. Gene Ontology annotation, cellular component: anaphase-promoting complex. The record is from RefSeq and is a predicted model, not a curated record. The transcript has 2 exons.